Messenger RNA from Paramisgurnus dabryanus, 2121 nucleotides. RefSeq names its product fibroblast growth factor 8a (gene fgf8a). Gene Ontology annotation, molecular function: growth factor activity. Lineage: Eukaryota; Metazoa; Chordata; Actinopteri; Cypriniformes; Cobitidae. The record is from RefSeq and is a predicted model, not a curated record.
GGGGCUUGUUCCUCCAGGACCAACCCUACCAUUUUAACCAGGGGUGUAAGCGCGAACGGGGUUGACAUUGGUGACUAACUGGCAAUGAGAGAAGAGGAGGGGAUAAGAGAGCCUAGCCAGUCCAGCAACACUGUUUCUUGAAGAAAGCUCAGCAGCACGGCAAGAGAUGCACUGUCCUGCCUCCUCUGACUGACAUUCCCACAGGAGUCAGACUGAAUGAUCAAGGGGAUACGGCUGGAUCAAACGUCAAAGGAUUCCCCGUUGGAUCUAUUUCACCUUUAUGGACAGCAUAGGACGUGGGCUUUUCUUGCUAAAGUCUUUAUCAUAGGUGCAUUAGAAGCUCUUUCGCUAAAACUUGAAAAGUAAAUCGUUUACAAGCCGUAAGUUUUGCGUUAAGUGCACUUAGUUGAUAUUUUUGAUUGAUUAUGAAGAAAAUCCAGACAGUGCUUGUAUUUGUCAGUGGUGUCAAUCUAUAGAUUCGCCGUUUUGUCUUAGAAAAAUACUGGACAUUUUUUCUGCCUCCGUGCAGGGUUUUUUUUUAUUUGCCAGUUGAUCUGUUCAUCAUAUGUUGCGAGUCACGUUUUGGAUAUCAGCGCUGGACUCUGCGCGUCUUAACUGGAAAACCUAAUUUUUUAAAUCUCCGUAAAUUAGCCUACACAUAAUUUGGUCCGCUAAUUUUGCCUCCGAGGCCCGACCCCUUCAGCAACAUGAGGCUCUUUCCAUCGCGAUUGAGUUAUCUAUUGCUUCACCUCUUUGCGUUCUGCUACUAUGCUCAGGUAACCAUUCAGUCCUCACCUAAUUUUACACAGCAUGUGAGUGAGCAAAGUAGGGUGACGGACCGGGUCAGCCGUAGACUAAUCCGGACCUACCAGCUUUACAGUCGAACCAGUGGCAAGCACGUGCAAGUUCUGCCGAACAAGAAAAUCAACGCCAUGGCAGAUGAUGGAGACGUUCAUGCCAAGCUCAUAGUGGAGACUGACACGUUUGGGAGUCGAGUACGAAUUAAAGGAGCUGAAACGGGCUUCUACAUCUGUAUGAACAGGAGGGGAAAGCUGAUUGGCAAGAAAAACGGUCAGGGGAAGGACUGCAUUUUCACCGAGAUAGUAUUGGAGAAUAACUACACAGCUCUGCAGAAUGUAAAGUAUGAAGGCUGGUACAUGGCUUUUACACGCAAAGGCAGACCCCGCAAGGGCUCCAAAACCAGGCAACAUCAGCGGGAAGUCCACUUCAUGAAGAGGCUGCCUAGGGGACAUCAAAUCGCAGAGCACAGACCCUUUGAUUUCAUCAACUAUCCUUUCAACAAACGGACUAAACGCACUCGCUACUCAGGCGAGCGUUGAAGAGUGACACUGGAGGAAAGAAACUGAAAGACAGAAAAAAACUUUCUCAAUUAACAGACUUCUCCUGUGGACUCCUAAAACAUGUUUUUGUACUGAGCAACAAUAUACCUAACCUUUAGUUUUUUAUGAAUUUUCAGAAAUUAAGAAAAAAAAUAUCUCAAGAUAAAAGAGAUCUAUUUUUGUACCCCUGACUUUUAGUACUGACCUGUGUAUAGAAACUAUAGAAAAUCAAAGCACGGGACAUUUAAGUGCUGACAUUUUAGUAGUGCGUGGACUUCUUCCAUCUUUCUUUCUGGUUUUGUUUCAUUUGAUUUUGACAGUUUUAGAGUAAUUUAUAACUCUUCAUAAUGCUGCUCAAGGGGACUUCAAGGGCCCGAGAGAGAAUGCACUGACAACACAGGGCUGUAUUCGGUUACACAGGCAGCCGGGGCACCUCUCGACCACCCAGUGAUAAGAUACCCAGCUCAUCUCUCAGUAACCUCUCUGGUUCUUGAUUCUGGAACUCUCUGAAGAUAAACAUGGUUAAAGCAAACAGAGCUUUAAAUACAUAUUUAAAUGUGGCAGCUACAUUUUCAUUAUAUCACAAGUUUCCUAACGUGGUUGAAACUUGUAAAUUCCAAGAUGUAUAAAUGUAUGAAACUGUAGGAAAAGCUUUGUUCUUUGUUGCAUUUUGUUUGUCUGUUUUUUAUACAAAUAUAAAUAUAUUUUUAUUUGAGGAUGUGUAAAAUAAUUUUAAUGAUGGAAAUAUUUAUUUAAAAACGUGUAAUAAAUUUACCUUAGG